AUGUAUAAUCCUGUAGAGUAUUAUUAUUGCAAUGAUUAUUACUUGUCAUAAAUCACAAAUAGCAAUAUUAAUCGACUCAACACUUCAUACUCUCCAAAAAAAAUUAUGAUGGGAAUAUGUAAAAAUGAUUACAGAACAUUUAUAAAGCAAAAAACUCUUAACUUAGAGUCAAAAGAAAUUCAUCCGCAUAUUGUCAGAAAUAAAUGUGUUAAACAAUCUUUCACUAAAUUAGCAGAAUCUAUUCUUAGUGUAAGUAAUUGUUUCGAAAGUGUUCCAAAUACAUCCACCAAAACUGAUAAGUUUGUUUAAAAAUUAAAACAUAAAAUAACGACUCCUUCUCCAACUCCUCCUAAACCACAUAAUCAUGAAAUACAUAGAAUUCCAGGUAGACUUCAUAAAGGAGCAUUGUUAAAAAAUUUUGAUAAUUCAAUAAAUUAAAUAGAUAAAUCAUACAUUUUAGACUCUAAAUAAGACUUUGGAACACUUUCAAUGAGUCCAAAGCCUAAAAUUAUUGAUUAACAUUCUGAAUUACCUAAAUACAAUAAUAAUAAACAAAUGUCUAAUGCUCUUAAUAUUACUAAUCAAUUUAAAGAUUUACAAUAAUAACUUAUAAUCAGAAAAUCUAUCAUAAAUAAUGAUAUUUCUAGUUCAUCUCUUAAGCAAACAACUUCUAAUUUUAUUGAUUAAACUAUUAAUGCUAUGAAUGUUGAUUGUUUCUAUACAAAAAUAAGUUCUAACAAUAUUAAUCAUCUAGUUUUGAUAUAAUUUGAAAAUGUUUUAGGAUUUGAUGAAUAAAACUUUUUUGGAUUAUAAUCUGAUUUUAUAACUAGCAAAUAAUAUGAUGAAUAUGUAGUUUUAAGAGAUCAUUAUUUUUAAAGAGUUUCAUCAUCUUAAUCCUUCUAUAUACAUAAGAAUUUUAAAGAAUUAUUCAAUUCUAUAUCUCGCGUAUAUCAAAUUGGUUUAUUUACAGUUUAAUACCCUUAAUUAUUAAAAGAAUUUCUCUAAGAAAGAAAAUUAAGAGUUAAUUGUGGAUUUCAUAUUUAGAAUUAUAAAAUUGAUACUUUCGUUGUAAAUAUUAGUAAAGUUUUGACUAAUCUCUCAAUUAUGAAACCAGAGUUAUUAAUUGUUAUUUAACCAUUUCAAAUAUUAACUUAAUAAUAAUCCCUCAAUAGUAACAAUUCAAAAAUUCCUUAUUAUGAAUAUUAUGGUUAAAGAUUCUUUCUACCAUUUGCAGAAGAAAUCCAUCCAAAUAAUUAUAGAUUAUUAGCAUUACCUUUAUUGUCAAUGGAAUCAUUAUUAAAAUAAGAUGAAUAAAGUAAAGGGUUUGUAUAAAUUAAUUAUUUUAUUGAAUAAUUUACAUUAGCUUUAUAAAGUGAAAGUUAUUUUUUAAAAUUUCUUAAUAAAAGUCAGAAUAGAAUAAAAAUGGUAGAUUAAUCAACAUAUUUUAGAUAAUAAAAAUAAAAACUAUUAGAAUAGUUAUUUUUUAUAGAAAGUUUAAAGAUCUAAGAAUAAAAAUAAGAUGGUAUGAAAAUGAAAAAAAAAGAUAUGAUACAAAAAUUAGUAUAGAAAUUUGAUCAUUCAAAAUAAGCUGAAUAAUAAAUAAAUGAAUUAAUGGAAAGAAAUAAAGAGAUUUUUAAGAAAAUGAGAAACUACAGAUAAGAAAAUGUGAAUAAAUUGCAUAAAUUAUAAUAGGAGCUUUCUGAAUAGCUAAUUAGAUAUAAUUAUUGUGAGAUGUUUGUUGAUACAACAUACUACUUAGCGUAUUGA
Messenger RNA from Paramecium sonneborni, 1767 nucleotides. The record is from the annotation of a GenBank genome assembly. NCBI's taxonomy places the organism in Eukaryota, Ciliophora, Oligohymenophorea, Peniculida, Parameciidae.